Messenger RNA from Brachypodium distachyon (stiff brome), 1213 nucleotides. RefSeq lists its product as uncharacterized. Bases 463 to 918 code for a protein of 151 amino acids. The record is from RefSeq and is a predicted model, not a curated record. Lineage: Eukaryota; Viridiplantae; Streptophyta; Magnoliopsida; Poales; Poaceae. The transcript is spliced from 2 exons.
CAAGGGGGGUGGAGUAGUUGGGAUCCAGAAACUUGGAGAAGAGAGGGGAAUAAGAGAGGAAGCUGGCCAGAUCCAGAGCUAUUAUUGGGUGAUUUGGAUGAUUCUUCACCAAAAUGUUAGAGUUGCUAAGAUAUAUCAUAUCUUUCUUGUCUCAAAAUUCUCUGCUGCUACAAGAAAUUAUUUUCAGUGGGAAAGCAGCUAAAAAAAUUCAAUGGGAAAGGAUUUCUAAACGCGCCCUACCUAGCAAUCCAUGGAACAAGUUAAAUUUUGGACGUCCACCAGUCCUCGAGAUCUGCAGCUAAACCAAAUCAUCGUAUAAAUAAGGGAACUCCCGCUCCAAGACCAUCCUUUCAAAUGCAAGCGCAGCUGGCAAUCAAACCGGCGCCUGCAGAAUCCAGCCGGGCAACAGCAGGCGAGGGGCAAACAGAAGUGGGGAAGGGAGCAAGCCAGGGCAAGGAUUAGAUGGCGGAUAGAUGCGCCGCCACGCCCUACCGUUGCUGCCUCCCGUGGCAGGAUCUCCUCUUCGGAUGCCUCGGAGCGCUGUGGCGGCGGCGGGCGGAGGCGGAGUUGCUCGGCGGCGGCCACACCACCUGCCUCUGCGGCCACGCGAUCCUCACGCUGCCCUGCGGCCACAGCUGGCACGAACGCCAGGCCCCGCGGUUCUCCCGCUGCCCGAUCUGCCGUGGGCGCGCGCGCCGCCGAGAAGGAGAGGACGACGGGCGCUCGUGGCCGGUGUACUCGGCCGCCGCCGCAAUCGACGAGCAGGAGCCGCUGGUGCUCUUGCCUCCUCCGCCUUCCAGAUUCGUCCUUGCCAGGGGCAAGGAUGAGGAGGAGAAGGAACAGCCGCCGUCGCCGAGCUCUGUUUGGGGCUCAUCAGGGACACAGGAGCAGUCGUCGUCGAUGACACCACCGUCGUAGGAUACUUCCUGGGCUGCGAAAUCGCGGGGUCUUGAUCGUCUCUUGGUUAGGUUCGUUUAGGUUGCCGCAGUACUACUGAAUUUCCCUAGCCCUUCCUGUUCCUUGGACAUGAUCUUUUACAUACACUACUGUCACAUUGGCGUUAGCUGCGAGCCUGCGAUGAAUAGAUUGGGGUGAAAAUAUUUUCAACGGAUGGUCGGUUCUAGUUCUUGAUUUUUUGGCGUUGUUGAUGAAGGGGUAGUUUAUUGUCUACUGAUGAUGUGCAUUUUCGGAUAAGUUGGUGAUCUGUUCUUAA